Molecule: messenger RNA, 841 nt
Organism: Babesia bovis T2Bo
Lineage: Eukaryota; Apicomplexa; Aconoidasida; Piroplasmida; Babesiidae
Exons: 4
Coding region: 4-840 (278 amino acids)
Biological process (GO): box C/D snoRNP assembly; snoRNA localization; maturation of LSU-rRNA from tricistronic rRNA transcript (SSU-rRNA, 5.8S rRNA, LSU-rRNA)
Cellular component (GO): pre-snoRNP complex; nucleus
Source: RefSeq, a predicted model, not a curated record
UCGAUGGAUGGAGGAAUAUCGGCAGUAUGCUGCCUCUGUGAUUCGGGAGCGAAAUAUCGCUGUCCGGGUUGUCUGAGGAAUACGUGUAGUUUGACGUGCGUAUCUGCUCACAAGGAGAAGUAUGGAUGCAGUGGACGGAAGCAGCCUGGCUACAUCCCCGUAUCGGAGAUGACAACUCAAACUCUGACGAAGGAUGCAGCCUUUUUAGAUGAGGUUUCACGUGCCAUAGAAUCUACAUCACGUGCAUUUGUCCAUCGCCAGGUUGCUGCUAACAGUGUUGCAUCGAAACAUGUAAAACCAACUGUACUAAGAAAAUGCUGUGCUGAACGAGGCAUACAAAUGUUAUCGUGUCCACCAGUACUAUCGAGACAUUUGAAUAAUUAUACGAUAAUUCGCAAGAACACCGUAUUUUGGACUGUAGAGUGGUACUUCCAUGAGUUUGAUUUGGUUGUUUAUGAAAAAAGAUUUAGUGAGCGUUCAUCGUUGAGACAAGGAAUAGAACGUAUAUUUUUGCGCGCACUUAAUAACAAAGAGAAGUUCGCGGUGCCGGACCAUUAUCGCGAUUUAGCCAAUCUAAUGGCGUUGUUACCUGAUCUGGACACUCCAAUCACUGAUAGGAAAUAUUUUACAUGCGACUUAGAUGAUAGCUUGAGGUCUAAUCUUGAACACUCCAAAAUAAAUGAGUAUCCCCGUAUAUUUAUCAUUUUAAAGAGAAAUUUGUACAAAUACAAAUUGGUGGAGCGGCGAGUUGUAGAUAUGCAGAUCUCUGCAAAAUCUAACAAUGCAAGUAAUAUUGACGACAUCACGAAUGCAACAUCGUCUGCUGGCCCAGCAGAAUAAU